Molecule: messenger RNA, 785 nt
Organism: Verruconis gallopava
Lineage: Eukaryota; Fungi; Ascomycota; Dothideomycetes; Venturiales; Sympoventuriaceae
Exons: 1
Coding region: 39-596 (185 amino acids)
Biological process (GO): intracellular mRNA localization; ribosomal large subunit biogenesis
Cellular component (GO): preribosome, large subunit precursor; nucleolus
Molecular function (GO): mRNA binding
Source: RefSeq, a predicted model, not a curated record
CUCUGAUUGUCACAAUUUCUUGACCCUCAAAACCAGUUAUGGCAUUUCCGCUACCAAGAAAAGUAUCAGAAACACCUGCACAUAAGCAGCCGUCGUCAAAAGCGAAGUCAAAGAUUGCAAAGAGUAACACUGUUGUUGACCAAGUCAUGACACAGCGUCGAGUGGCAGACGCAAACAAGUCUAAACAUAAACUCCUAAAAAGUCAUUCUUAUUCCGAUAAACAACUCAAUUUGCCAACUUUGAAUAUGGUUGCACCGGUAGGCGUUCAAAAACCGAAGGGAAAAAAGAAGGGAAAGGUUUUCGUGGAUGAUGCCGAGAGUAUGCGCACGAUUCUGGCCAUGGUGAGUGCCGAGAGCGACGGGAAAAUUGAGAGUAAGAUGCAAAAGUUCAGACAGAUGGAAGAGAUCCGAGAAGCUAGGCGUGUCGAGUUAGAGAAGAAGGAACAAGACAAGAAGCAGAAGCUGGACGAGCUCAAGGACGGAUUGAGAAAAGGGUGGAAGAGCAAGAGUAGGGGUAUCGCUGAUAAACUAGCAGAUGAGGGUGAUGAGAAUGUGAACGUUAAGAGGAGUAGUAAAAAGAAGGUUUCAUUUGGUUAAGGAUCGUAUCAUGAGCAAAUUUCAACAAAAGCAGAGCUGAACGUAUUCAACCGUAUGGCAUCCGGUUUGCUACAUGUAUGAUAUUAGUUCAGCGGACGCUCCAUAUUUUACAUUGCAUCUGCUACCUGGGCGUUGCUAUUUAGCCUUUUUCGAAAUUGACGAAAUUCUGCUCUCUCUAAGAGCGUCAAA